AUGGCACGCGGGGAGCCGCUCGAUGGCGUGGGCGGCUCCCGGCCGCUGUACCUCGCGUCUCGGCCUGUAACCGCCACCUGCGCCGCGAAAUUCAGCCGCCACCAGCUGGUGUGCUUUACAGAGGCCCCCAGCUAUGAUGCUGUUUGGGAGGCGCGGCCGCUCGACCCGGCGGCGGCGGGGGCGCUGGAGGGGGCGCCCGUGGCGGCGGGCGCGCCGCUGGUGCUGGUGCACUGCGCGACGCGGGCGCCGCUGUGCCUGGAGGCGGGCGUGAGCUUCCCCACGGACUUUGGGGUCGAGAAUGAGGUGUCUGCGCACCUGUCAACAGCGCUGGGCAUGCAAAUGGGGCUGGAGCACCAAGCUAAGGGCGACGACUUCCGGGCGCUGCCGAAGCGGCCGCUGGGCCCCAACCACUGGGUUUUCAUCAACGGGGAAGCCGUCGCGCAGCUGCCGGGCGGCCAGGGGCCGGCCUGCGACGUGGACGAGCUUCUGGGGCGCAUCGCGGAUGACGUUGCUGCCGUGCAGGGUGAGGGGCUCGGCGGCGGUUAA
This is a messenger RNA of Monoraphidium neglectum, 546 nucleotides long. Its product is annotated as flagellar associated protein. NCBI's taxonomy places the organism in Eukaryota, Viridiplantae, Chlorophyta, Chlorophyceae, Sphaeropleales, Selenastraceae. Gene Ontology annotation, biological process: cilium assembly. Gene Ontology annotation, cellular component: motile cilium. The record is from RefSeq and is a predicted model, not a curated record. The coding region runs from base 1 to 546 and encodes 181 amino acids. The transcript has 3 exons.